UCUUUAUCUCUCGGUCAAGGUCGGCUAUCAGACAUACCAGCCACGACUGGAUAAUCAUCCUAUCAGUCCCAGUUGGCGCCCAUCUCUUCAGCUCACAACACACCUACAGCAGCAACCUCUCUUCCAUAAAGGACACCAUGCCUCUUACCCUGUACUAUGCAGAAGUCAGCCCCCCAGUACGAUCUGUGGACCUGGUCAUCCACGCUCUAGGAUUGUCUGCUGAACACAAGGAUAUCAACUUGUUCGAAAAAGAAACCAGGACUCCAGAAUAUCUGAAGGUGAACCCUCUACAUACGAUUCCAGCCAUUGAUGAUAAUGGAUUUAUCCUCUGGGGAAGCCAAGCAAUCAACACCUACCUGGUGUCCAAGUACGGCAAGGACGACUCUCUCUACCCGAAGGACCUCCAGAAGAGAGCCAUCGUGGAUCAAAGGCUCCACUACAGCAACGAUGUCUUUUACGUCUUGAAGCAAUCAACUGUAGCCUUACUCUUUUUUCAGCAACAACCCUCUUCAGAAUUACUGAGCAAGAUUCGAGAGACCCAAGAGAACGUGGAGAAGCUUCUGACUGGGCAAAAAUUCAUGGCUGGCGAUUCUCUCACUCUGGCCGAUUACAGCUACAUUACUUACAUGGACAUCUUAGAGGUUUACUGUCCUGCAGGAAACAGGUUGCCGUUGACGAAGCAGUGGCAAGAACGCUGCAAGUCAACCAUGAAAGACUUUGACAAGGUCAACAAAAACGGCGCCAAUCAACUUUGUACCGCAAUUAAGCAAGUUCUAACUUAAUUAUCCUCCAAAUGUGAUGUCAAGCCCACUUGAUGACAUCUCAUUCUGUUACCAAGAGUUUUUAAAUAAUCCAAGAAUAAAAAGAGCUCUAGUUAAAAUGAAGUAACCUUUUAUUUUCAAUAAUGUCCGUUCUUCAAACUAUAAAGCUGUAAAUUUUAUAAAAAUAUGUAAUUAAAAAAAAAAUAAACGCACUAUGUCUCCUUU
Molecule: messenger RNA, 986 nt
Organism: Homalodisca vitripennis (glassy-winged sharpshooter)
Lineage: Eukaryota; Metazoa; Arthropoda; Insecta; Hemiptera; Cicadellidae
Product: glutathione S-transferase 1-like
Exons: 6
Coding region: 138-782 (214 amino acids)
Biological process (GO): glutathione metabolic process
Molecular function (GO): glutathione transferase activity
Source: RefSeq, a predicted model, not a curated record